Amphimedon queenslandica is the source of this 844-nucleotide messenger RNA. RefSeq names its product zinc finger MYM-type protein 1-like. The record is from RefSeq and is a predicted model, not a curated record. NCBI's taxonomy places the organism in Eukaryota, Metazoa, Porifera, Demospongiae, Haplosclerida, Niphatidae. The transcript has a single exon.
UGUCAACUUACUUUAGACCAGCCGAAACAUGUUUCUGAAGUUGUUAAAAUCUCUACAUUUUUUACUUCGUCAAGGAUUGCCAAUCAGAGGACAUAGUGAACAGGAAGGGAACUUACUUCAGUUAUUAGAGUGUAGAGCGUUAGAUGUUUAGGGAUUGAGAGAAUGGAUUGCUACUAAUAGUUACCUUUCACAUGACAUAAUUAACGAAAUAAUCGAAAUAUUGGCUAAUCAAGUUCUUCAUGAUAUUCUCAGUGACAUCAAAGAUUCUGAGUUUUAUGCCGUGAUUGCAGAUAAAACCCAAGAUGUAAGUACUUGCGAGCAGUUUGCUAUUUCUAUAAGAUGGGUUGAUAGCUGUCAUUCUAUUCAUGAAGAUCUCAUAGGUAUGGUUGAAGUUGAACAAACUGAUGCUUUGCCCUUGUCUAGUACAAUUAUAGAUGUACUUACUCGUUGUGGCCUUUCCUUCAGUAAUUGCAGGGGUCAGGCAUAUGAUGGUUCGUCAAACAUGUCUGGCCAUUUAAGUGGAGUGGCUACUCGUUUAAUGGCUGAAGAACCUUGUGCACUAUAUGUUCAUUGUUCAGCUCAUUGUCUAAAUUUAGCCCUUCAAGAUAGUUCUCGCCAAUCCACUUCUGUCAGAGAUGCUUUGAGUCUAGCAGCUGAUAUUGCCAACUUUAUUAGAGCCUCACCGAAGCGUUUUGCUCAGUUUAGAUCAUUAAAAGAUCAAUUAUGCAAAGCUAAUCCAGGCAUCAAACCACUUUGCCCAACAAGAUGGACCAUACGAACAGUUUCUAUUGAUGCUAUUCUUAAAAAUUACGGUGUUAUAAUUCAACAGCUAGAAGAAACAUAA